Molecule: messenger RNA, 4930 nt
Organism: Rosa chinensis
Lineage: Eukaryota; Viridiplantae; Streptophyta; Magnoliopsida; Rosales; Rosaceae
Product: putative disease resistance protein RGA3
Exons: 7
Coding region: 369-3914 (1181 amino acids)
Biological process (GO): defense response to other organism
Molecular function (GO): ADP binding
Source: RefSeq, a predicted model, not a curated record
CUCAACUUUUUGGGUUGUAGUUGUACCUAGCCUAAGGGCCAAGAGAGGAGAAAUUCUUAGGUGGUGUUUCCUCACCACGUGGUUUUAGGGCCAUCCAAUCAAAAGAAAUAAAAUUUUUCCUCUUUUCCGAAACUGUCUCUGCUCUCUAUAUGUACAAUAUCCAAAGGACCCCAUUCUGGAUAGUGAUUGGUCUGCCGCACCACGUGGCUGUGUGGGUGACCCACGCAAGUCUUUCUCCCGAGAGAGAGAGACUUUGACUGGACCUAACUCCCUAUAAAUUCAUACUGCUUGACAAGAGACGCACUGCUGCUAUAUUCUACUUUUCUUCACUAAUCAAUCAACAUUAAUUACUUUGUUCUUCUUCCUUGAUGGCAGAGUUCUUUACUUUCAUUCCCCAGGAAAUGCUUACGAAACUGGCUUCACUAGCCGGACAAGAACUCAGACUUCAAUGGGGAUUCAAUGAAGAAUUAACAAUGCUGCGUGAAACACUACUCAUGGUUGAAGCUUUGUUACGUGAUGCAGACCAUCCGCGACAUAAUCAGGGUGAGGCGGUGCAACGGUGGGUGGCUAAGCUUGAAGACAUAGCUUAUAAUGCUGAUGAUCUUUUGGACGAGUGCAGAUAUGAAGAGCUCCGACGUCAGGUGGAGCCGCGGACCCGAAUGGACACUACUCUCAAUUCCCUCUCACUCUCCAAGUGCAGAUUUCGGCGGAGAACAGCACGGAAGAUUCAGAAAAUCAAUGAAUCUUUGGAGAAGCUGUACAAAUUGGCGCCUGGUAUUGGGUUAGUGUCUGCAUCAUGGCCAUCUGCAAAUGCAACAACCUCUCAUAACAGGGAAACUUACUCCUUCUUUGAUAAAGAUGAAGAGAAUAUCAUUGGCAGAGAGGAGGUAGUGUCUGAUAUAGUGACAAACUUGAUCAACUCAAAUAGUGGUCAAGCAAGUCACCUUUCCGUUUUGGCUAUUGUGGGCAUGGGAGGCCUCGGGAAGACAACUGUGGCUAAACUAGUAUGCCAUGAUCCUAAGAUAGAAGAACACUUCGAUCGAAAGAUAUGGAUAUGUAUAUCUACUGAUUUCCAAGUCAUGAUGAUAUUAAGGAGGAUUUGGCAAUCUUUUAAACACGGAACUGCAGUAGAAGGCAAGGAUGAACUAUGUAAAUCCCUCCAACAAGAGUUGAAAGGGAAAAGAUAUCUUCUCAUACUCGAUGAUGUUUGGUGCCUUGAAUCUGAAAAAUGGGAAGAGUUGAUCAAUUGCUUGUUAAAUGUUACUGAUAGGGUGGGGUGCAACAUCAUUGUCACUACCCGCAACGUGAGGGUUGCAUCAACCAUUGAAUCAAUUGUGCAAGCAUUUUCUAUGCGUGAGAUGGAUAAGCUAUCAAACGACCAAUGUUGGCAGAUAUUGAAGAAUAGAGCGUUUCCGGAUGGACGUGCUCAUAUAAAUGGAGAUCAAGAAAUCAUUGGAAAGGAGAUUGCUAGAAGAUGUGCAGGCUUACCACUAGUGGCUAAGGUUUUGGGAAACAUGAUGCGCUCCAAAAUGAGUGAUGGAUGGGGGGCAAUAAUAAAAAGCAGUAUAUGGGAUUUGCCUGAAGGAGAAGAGAAAAUCUUGUCAAUUUUAAAGUUGAGUUUUGACGAACUAAAAUCACCAUCUUUAAAACAAUGUUUUGCGUACUGCUCUAACUACAUCAAAGAUUUUGUAUUCGAAAGGGAGGACUUAAUCCAACAUUGGAUGGCUCAAGGAUGGCUACCUCCUUCUUCCAAGGAAAGUAAUCUAGAGAUGGAAGAUAUAGGUGAAGAAUAUUUUAAUAUCCUAUUGGAAAACUCUUUUUUUCAAGAUGUUACGAGAGACUACUAUGGAAAUAUCAUCUAUUGCAAGAUGCACGAUCUUGUGCAUGAUGUUGCAGAACGUGUAUCAAAAUCUUCGCAGGAAAGAGGUCGCUCAUUUGUUGGCGAUCAAUUCUUUCUACCAAUUGCAAGCUUUCAGACUUUGCGAGUCUUGGGAUUAUACGGGUCAAAUAUUAAGGAGUUACCAGUUUCAAUUGGAAAAAUGAAACACUUGAGGUAUCUGGAUAUUUCUGAUACAAGGAUUACAGCACUCCCCAAAUCUAUUGGCAAGCUUUAUAACCUACAGACUUUGAAAAUGGAAGGUCUCCACUUGAAAGAGCUUCCAAAGGAACUGCUCAAUUUGAUCAAUUUGAGACAUAUUUGUCCCAUUAGAUCAAGCGUAUUUCUUUCACAGCAGUUUCCAUGGCCAGCUGGGAUGGGGCGAUUGACUAACCUUCAAUCAUUACCUUAUUUUACGGUGCGUAAGGAGAUAGGUUGGGGAAUCGAGGAACUGGGCGGCUUGAAACAAUUGAAAGGUGGAUUAACUAUUUAUCAUCUGGAACAUGUGAGAGAUAGAGACGCAGCUAAGAAAGCAAAUCUAGUGGGGAAGCGUAUACGUGAUUUGAGCUUUAGUUGGUCGAGUAACGAACACCGGGCAAGCAGCAGCAACAUUGAUGAGGAUGUACUGGAAGCACUUCAACCACACCCUAAUUUGGAAUUCUUAAAGAUUGAAAACUUCAUGGGUGAUAAAUUUCCUUCAUGGAUGAUGAGCAAGUUGUCUCUACCCAGAAAUUUGAAAGAGAUCGCCUUUGGGGGCUGCAACAAAUGUGAAGGAGUCCCAAAACUUGGCCAUCUGCCUAAUCUUAGAUCUCUUCUCAUGGACAGAAUGUCAAACCUGAAAUGUCUAGGAUCUGACUUUUACGGUUACGAUCCCCAUGAGGCUACGACAGGUUCUCAGACGAAAGCUCUGUUUCCUGCAUUGAAGAGUUUGCAUAUUAAAAACGCCAAGAAGCUAAUCGAAUGGAGUGAACCACAAGUAUUGUUGCCAACAGAGGCGUUUCCAUGUCUUGAGGAGCUUAUUCUGUGGGAUUGUCCCCAAUUAACAAGUGCUCCCAGUUAUUUUCCAUCUCUUCAGACGCUGAGUAUGAGUGGAAUAGAUAGCGCUGUGCCAGCAAGAAGUAUUCUUAGCGAACUGACCACUCUCACUUAUCUCCGUCUAGUAUGGUUGAAGGGAGUUAACUGCCUGCCGGAAGGGACGUUAAGGAACAACAAGAAUCUUGCACGUUUGGUGAUAAUACAUUGUUGGGAGUUGACUUGUAUUGCUCCCCAUGGAUUUGGUUGUUGCACUUCUCUUCAGUCACUGGAGAUUUCAACCUGUAAUAAACUGAUGUAUUUACCUGAGGGGCUACUUGCACCAUCUCUAAAGAUGUUGGAUAUAAGGACCUGCGACAGUCUGGAGUCCAUCCCAUUUACGGAGGGGAUAGAAUACAGCAGUCUUGAAACCUUGAGAAUCAAGAAAUGCAACAUAACGUCCAUUCCAAUUUCACAGGGCUUGCCAUCCCUUCGUGUACUGGAGAUUUUUCAUUGUCCUAAACUGUCGAGCCUCCCCAGUGGACUAAACUGCUGCACCUCUCUUGAGAAGUUGGAGAUAAUAAACUGCCCCAGUCUGGAGACAAUUCCAUAUUUAGCAUCCCUCACCAGCUUGAAGAUAUUGAAUAUCGGUGCCUUCUGCGAUCUCGAUUCAUUCCCUGCUAUACCGGUCAUGCCACAACUUGAGGAACUAAGGCUGGAAGGGUGGCCUAAGCUCAAGUCUCUGCCUGAACAGAUUCAACACUUCACUUCUCUCACGUCUUUGACCAUAUGCUCCUUCGACCAUGUGGAGGAAAUUCCAGACUGGUUCGGAAACUUCUCUUCUCUUGACUGCCUCAACAUAGAGCGUUGCCAAAAUCUAAAGGAACUUCCUUCACUCCUAGCUAUGCAACGCCUCACAAAAUUAAGAUUCCUGUUCAUCUAUGACUGUCCUAUAAUUGAAAGAUGCAGGACGGGCGGCCCAGAGUGGCCCAAGAUUUCUCAUAUCCCACAUGUCCGUUUGGAAUAGUAUAAAUGCAUAUGUAUGAAGCUAUGCAUCGAGGUAAGGCAAACUAUUCAAAAAUGGUUGUUCCUUUCCACUGCUGUGCUGAUCAUGAGAAGAUAUAUAUUAGAAAGCACUCCAAUUGCUGAGGCAGCAAGGUGACGAAAUUAUAGUUGCAGUUCCUGGUGUUAGUAACAUCUUGUAUAUUCACAAGGUGGCUUUCAGUCAACUGUCAUGUAAGAGAUGCAAAACAGUUUCCUGGUACUUCAGCUCCCUUUCCCCUGAAGAUAAUACAGGGUUGAUCAACACCUUUCUAAUAUUUGGUUUGGCUGUUCGCAAGUUAUUAGAGGAACACUGCAGGUGAUUAAAUAUACAUCAAUUUCCACGUGAGUCUCUUCCUUAGUGCCAAGUCAAGCUGAUCAGGAAAAGUGUGUCCCAAGUACCCUCCAGAGUCCAGAGUAUUUCAGGAAAGCAUUAACAGCUUGCAUUCAAAGCAAGACUACUGGACACGAUUUUCUCUAUCUUUGUUAUCAGAGAUUUUGUUGGCGAUAUCAAGGGGUUGUGUUGGACUGCAAAGAAACUUAGCCAUCAAAUCUGAGAGCUUUGGAUGUCUUAUAUGGGCUGAAUCAGUGAAUCCUACGUUUAAGGAGCCUCAAUUCCAUGCUUUGAGGGACUCCCUCCCCAUUAAAUAGGAGGACUACAUUCCAUUCACUUCUUACUCUACUCUGCUGCUGUUUAGCCAAACUAAUGUAAAAUGUAACCAUAUUUUAUUUAUAGUGAAACCAGUAGCAAACAACCGUGACGUAGCACGAAACUUUGCAGAGAUUUAUGUGUUCGAUUUGUGUGAACACAUAAAUCUCGUGUUUUCAUGGGUGUCAUACUGUGAGUGUCUUGAACCUCAAAGUUUGUGUUUUAAAAACCUCAUAGUAUGGGUCCUGCAUUAUCAGUUCUUUCUUUCUUCUCUCUUGCUUAUCAGGGAUUAUGUUGGCAAUGUGGAAUAUUUGGUUCUGUUGUACAGAGGAAACUUUUAUCCUUCUGUGUUU